CUCUCUCUCUCUCUCUCUCUCUCUCUCUCUCCUCAAUCCUCGCAUAAGCCCACCCAUUGGAGCUGUUUUCAUUAUUCUCCGAUUAUCUCUCUGUAAAACGACAGAUACAUAAUUUCUUAUCCGUUAUCGGUCGGACGUUAUGAUCAAAAAUCGAUAUUCCCUGUGCUUUUAGGGUUCUGUAUCUCUGAAAAAUAGUGUUUUAAUUUCUCCAAGGUAGUGGUUGAACAAUAUCAACGAUUUCUCUCGAUCUUUAGUGAUCAGCUUUUUUUAACUUUGCUGUUCAGUAAGAAGACGUAUUUGAAUCCAUUAAGAGUGUUGAUUGCGCGUGUUCUCGAGAGGACUGUUAAUAUUUUUGGGUAACCCUAAAUCCGAGUUGAACUCGAGCUUCGUUGGUGUUGUAUUGUCGUUUUACAAAUUGAUCGAAGCGUUGUUGAACUUGAAUCGCUAUGGGUCAUGUUGUUGGUGGCAAGUAUAAGCUGGGUAGAAAGAUUGGGAGUGGCUCUUUCGGUGAGCUGUAUUUAGGUGUCAAUAUACAAAACGAAGAAGAAGUAGCCAUCAAGUUGGAGUCAGUCAAGACCAAACACCCUCAACUUCACUACGAAUCAAAAAUUUAUAUUCUUCUUCAAGGAGGAACUGGCAUUCCCAGCCUUAAAUGGUUUGGAGUUGAGGGUGAAUACAAUGUUAUGGUCAUUGAUCUUCUUGGCCCAAGUUUGGAAGAUCUCUUCAACUACUGCAAUAGGAAGUUCUCUCUGAAAACUGUAUUAAUGCUUGCUGAUCAAUUAAUUAACAGAGUUGAAUUCAUGCAUGCUAGAGGGUUUCUACACCGUGAUAUAAAGCCGGACAACUUUUUAAUGGGUCUUGGCCGCAAAGCAAAUCAGGUUUAUGUCAUUGACUAUGGCCUUGCUAAGAAGUACAGAGAUCUCCAGACUCAUAAACAUAUACCAUACAGGGAAAACAAGAAUUUGACGGGUACUGCUCGCUAUGCUAGUGUCAACACACACCUUGGAGUUGAACAAAGCAGGAGGGAUGAUUUGGAGUCUUUGGGUUAUGUACUUAUGUACUUCCUCAGAGGAAGUCUUCCCUGGCAAGGAUUAAGAGCUGGUACCAAAAAGCAGAAAUAUGAUAGAAUCAGUGAGAAGAAGAUGAUAACUCCUAUAGAGGUGCUUUGCAAAUCGUAUCCAUCUGAAUUCGCAUCAUACUUUCACUAUUGUCGAUCAUUACGUUUUGAAGACAAACCUGACUAUUCAUAUCUGAAGCGGCUUUUUAGAGAUUUAUUCAUUCGGGAAGGCUAUCAAUUUGACUAUGUUUUCGAUUGGACAAUUUUGAAGUAUCCUCAGAUUGGCGGCACCAGUUCUAGAGGACGUGUUAGUCCUAAUCCCAGUGGGGGUGCAGGAUUAGAUGCUGGGCCAUCUGCAGAAAGACAAGGAAGGACAUCUGUGGGGCAAGAUAUCAGAGACAAGUUUUCAGGUGCUGUUGAAGCAUUUUCAAGGAGAAAUGGGGUAGGUUCUGGUCGGCAUGCUGAUCAGUCGAGGCAGAAGUCAGAGGAUAUUCAAUCAUCUAAAUAUGUUCAAGCUGAUUCAGAAAAUGGUAACACAUUGCGAAAUGGAAGUUCGAGGAGAGGCACCAUUGCAAGCAGCAGGGAGGCCACUGAUGGUGUUCGCUCAAACAGAUUAGUCUCAAGCAGUGGGCGUUUGUCCACGGCUCAGAGGGUGGAAUCUAAAACAUCAUCCUACUCCCGGACUGGAGUCACAAAGGGCACACGUGACGACUUUCUUCGUAGCUUUGAUUUCCUCUCCAUCAGAAAGUAAGGUGAUGCAUUUGUAAAGAUAAAUUACGUGUCUUAAAAUUUUAAAAAGAAAAAAUCAGAGGCUAUUGAAGGUGUGUAAAUCAAAAGAUUUACUGUCCUGGAACUAAAGCUGAUAUCAAUACUUAUUCAGUUAUUUUUUAUCGAGUUUCUGGCCAUUGUAACGAUCAUACUACCCAUCCGAGGGAAGGAUGAGUUAUGCGUAGUAGAAAUAUUUGUGGAA
Messenger RNA from Ipomoea nil (Japanese morning glory), 2027 nucleotides. RefSeq names its product casein kinase 1-like protein 7. The record is from RefSeq and is a predicted model, not a curated record. The transcript has 14 exons. Gene Ontology annotation, molecular function: ATP binding; protein serine/threonine kinase activity. Gene Ontology annotation, cellular component: cytoplasm; nucleus. Lineage: Eukaryota; Viridiplantae; Streptophyta; Magnoliopsida; Solanales; Convolvulaceae. Gene Ontology annotation, biological process: signal transduction; endocytosis; peptidyl-serine phosphorylation. Bases 447 to 1808 code for a protein of 453 amino acids.